ACAUAACCUGGCGCCUUUUACACAUUUGUUGAUUACUCUCAUUUAAUUUUAUGUUUCUCGGAACAAACUGAGCUUUAGGUCAAUUUUUAUUUUAAUUAAAAGUUAACAACAGAAAAGAUGAUAAAGGAAGAAGUUUCUGAACAAAUCGUAGUUGAAAUCGAUUCCCAAAAUUUACCAGAAUAUGAAGAAAACAAAAGUGAAAUCAAGUUUGAAGAGAACGGAAAAAGAUGUAAAAAUCCUGAAAAAUACACAGAAAUUUAUGAGAGCUAUACUAAAAAGGAAUAUGAAAAGUGCAUUGCAAUAAUUAAUGAUGUUUCAGAACACCAUGUUGAAUACGAAAUUCUCAAAAGCGCUUGUUGGAUUAAUUUAGGGAAGAAUUAUCCGGAAGCUCAUCGAAUCUUAGAUGAGCUUCUAGAAGAAGAUUCGGAAAAUGCAUUCACUAUUUAUGCUAAAGGUUUAGCAUACUUUCACGAAGAAAUGUGGGAACAAAGCAUUGAGUAUUUCAGUAAAGCACGAAAACUUGAUGAAUCUGCUGAUAUGGAUCGAGCUGAAGUAAUGCUUGAAAAAGCACAAGCAAAACUUAACUUACUAGAGAGGGAAACAACUCCAGAAACGAAAGGAUCUCAAGGGAGCUUGAAAAGAACAGAAUCAUUGAUUAAAUACAGACGUUCAUUUGGAGGAACCAACAAUUCUCGUCGAUUUGGAUGCGAAAUUUGCAAUCACUUUUUCGGUAAAAAGUUUAAUCUGGAUCGUCACAAUCGUUCACUUCACAAGCGAGCAACUCCUUUGAAUUUCCCUCGAAAGUCUACAUCAACUGUAUCAAAAAUUAAACAAGAAAUAAAACAUGAAACAACAGAGACAGAAAAUAUCAAAGUUACCAACAAGUUGAAGUUCCGAAGCUUCAACAGGCCUGGAAAGUCUUCAGCAACUAUGAAGAAAGGAUGGGCCAAAUGUAAUGUCUGUAAGAAAGCUUACAAGAAGAGUAGUCUUGCUCGUCAUCUUAUCAUUCACAGUGGGAAGAAACCGCAUAAAUGUGAUCAAUGUCCGAUGGCUUUCUUCCAAAAAUCAGAUUUAAGUCGUCAUGAAACAACACACAGCGAUGAGAUGAACUUCGAAUGUGAAUUAUGCGAUAAGAAAUUCCGAAUCAAGAAGAAUUUACAAGUUCACAAGAAACGUCAUCACCCUGAAAGUCUCUAAAAUUUCAAUUAUAAUUAAUUUGUUUUUAUUUCCAUUUUAAUUUUUUAUUAACAAAACGAAAGAAUUUGAAUCAAAAAAUGUCACAAGAAAAAUAACAUUUCAAAUAUUCCAAUCAAAUAAAGCCGAGAAAGAAA
Clunio marinus is the source of this 1331-nucleotide messenger RNA. Lineage: Eukaryota; Metazoa; Arthropoda; Insecta; Diptera; Chironomidae. The record is from the annotation of a GenBank genome assembly.